Molecule: messenger RNA, 2610 nt
Organism: Pocillopora meandrina
Lineage: Eukaryota; Metazoa; Cnidaria; Anthozoa; Scleractinia; Pocilloporidae
Source: the annotation of a GenBank genome assembly
AUGGAUGAUUUACAUCCAUCAGAUUUUAGAGAAAUGAGAUCUAAGUCAAAAGGGGACUUUGACAUUGCAUAUUCUGCUGUAAUGGGCACCGGCUUGGAUGGCUAUUUAAGGAAAUUUAUAAUUUUGUAGUCAGGGGUUUGGCUGUGCCAAUUUUAGGGCAGACAAAUCAUAAAUCAGUCACUUAAGAAAUUUUUUAGUUCUCACGGGAAGCUCAAACACUCUUAAGGAACAUGACAAUAAUUCACCUGAUCACUCCUCGUAUUCGUUUCCAAUGAAAUUUGGACAAAACUUUCAAAAACUUCAUUGUUAAUUUUACAGUUGCAAAUUAAGUAUAGACAUAAAUUGCAUGUAGCAUAAGCUAGUUUAGGCAAGUUGUGUGGAUAGAACAAAAGAUUGAUAAUUUAAACCAGUAGUAAGCUUCCAGUAUUAAUGACAAUCUCUUGAAUACUAGCUUGCCACAGUAAAUGUUACACCUAUCUACUCUGUCAAUAGUAUCAACUAUAUGUAUAGUGGGGUCACUUCACAUCUCCCUAAACAGCAGAGAACACAAAAGUUAAUUCUUACCAUCAUUCUCAAUUAAGAAAUAAAAAUCAAAGGAUCAAAGCACUUCUGGCAAAGUGAAAUGUAAGUCGAACUGGUUUGAAGGCAUUUUAACCUGAAAUUCGUUUUUAAAUACGACAGAAAUACCUAAACAAAGAGUUCCAGCCCCUUAUCCAUUUGUUGUAUCACUUGUUUCAUAUUUCAAGAACCAGAGAAAGUUUGAUAAUAUUAAUCUUCGAAUCUCAUGGUACACUUCGACUCAAAAUUUAUUUCGCAUGGCAGGAGUAUUCUACUGAAAUAAACAAGACAGAAUGAAGCUGAUGCCAUUCGUUUCAAAUAACACAUGAAAAUGAGAAAAACGGCACCAGUUGAAACUCAUGAGAUGAGGCCCACGCAUUUUUUUGAGGUUAAUGAAAUGGUUAGACAGAAAGCUUAAUAAAUAAAUAAUGAGCUGACAGUGGUAAGAGAUUUGGGGGCCAUGUGAUAAAUAAUGUGAAAACAGGUUUUUGCCUUCACAAAUAGACGGACGGGGAACAACCCGAUAGACUUCUUCUGGGAAAAGGUUUUCCUAGGGGCACUCGCUGGCUGCGGAAAGGUUGGGAUCUAUUAUGGUUGUUGACUAUCCUUGAGACAAUGACUAAAAACAACAAAGUUGGCUCCGACGUAGAUUUAUUCUGCAAGCACAGCUAAGCUGACUGUUUUUGUAUUUUCUUUGAGCAAAGAAAGCUUUACAAAACAACUCUAUUUUAGCCUAGGGUUCAAAGGGUUAGGUAAUGCUGUGAAUGAUCUAAAGGAUCACUUAAUCUGAUACAACGAUUGGCUAGGCAGGAAUUUCCCCUUUUACAAGAUUAAUCGUUUUUAGAAAGCUCAGGUGAAUAACAACUACACAAAAGGCUAUGACAGGCGACGGUUACAGUUUGACACUAAUUACUGUUAUGAUCUAAUAACAACUGUUUACGACUGACUGUAUUGGAAAGCGUAGCAUUUAAACAUUGCUGAACUUAGCAAAAUCUCGCAGUUUCUUUGUUGAAUAAUAUAUAUAUAUAUAUUUAUUUAUUUAUUUAACAACUUUAUUGGGUACGUCUACAAGCUCAAAAUGAAUACAUAUACAAGGAAAGAGACAAGAAAUGGAUAGACAUACGCCAAAAGGGUCAGUGCGAACGGGACAUGGAGUCCCAUGCGGGGCACUACCCUUAAUAAAAACGAAAAAUAUAUAUAUAUAUUUAGCGUUAACACAAAAACUUGAUGACUGAAAAUCCUAUUGUUACAUUCCUCCCACCUUAUAUAGAGACCUCCUGGUUGAGAGAAAAAACAGAAAGCACAGUAAAUCAACAGGGAAAGAAUCAUUAACAAGGAACCUAAAAGCACAGCAAAGAAGACGUAGGACGGUUGUCUUUUUUGUUUGUUAGAUUGUGUGCGUUUGUUUUUGAAUUUUGUAUUUGAUUUUUUUUUGUCCCUGAACCGCGGCAGAAACCGAACAAGCCAACAUAUAAUGACCUCGGCGGUUCAAAAGAAACAACAAGCAAGUACAAAAAUGGAAUUAAGUUGAUAAAUGAGAAAAAUGAAGAGCAGUUCAAAAUCAUGACAUUUAAAAAAAUAUCACAGCGUACUACUGUUCGUGGUUUUAUUGUUCCUCGACCCAAGCGGCUAAGGAGACGACCUUUUCCAGCGUUUCCGGAGUUACGCGUUGGUCUUGGUCUGGUAACAGCUGACGGAUUGCCGGGGAUCCCAGGUCUUCUGGAUUCUUCACUUCUGGCGCGUACUAGGGGAGGAGAGUCGCAACGAAACGCGAAUUGUGUAGACCUUUCGUCCAGACGCGAACUGGUGGGGACGGUAGAUGCGUUUUUGUCAGCCAAGCCAGUUGCACCUGGCACAGGGCCCAGCGUAGAUGGCACAACGCCUUGUACUGAGCGGCUCCUGGAGUAUCGAUGGAGUGACCAUGGCGUUUUUCUUGUGUCAUGCAGGUUGUCAAGUUGUCCCAAGGAAGAUACGCGAGGAACGCAGUGUGGUAGGUUUGUGAACACUGGAAGGAGACCUUUAACGAAACCACGGCCAUGGCUUUUACGGUAA